AUGUAUGCCUUUGCCAUAAGACGUUCAUCGACAAACUCUCAAACUGCAUUCCUCCCUCUGCAAACCGUGUGUGAGAAAACAAGAGAAAACAACGAAAAAAGAGUUACUGCGUUUAGCACACUACUAUACGUCUCAAUACUUAGAUAUCUGCAUUAUCCAUCCAUGCUUUCAACGUUCCUUCGGGGACGCAAUCGCCGAUAUGCCUCAGCACGCUCGAACUUGUGCAGUUUCCUAUUGGGUGAUCCGGUUGUAACAAACGAUGUUUCUUCUGGCGUUCUCACUGGGAAGAAGUACACCCGUGGUACCAGCUAUGAGAACAAACCACCGUUCCAUAGAAAUCCUUCUGCUUUCCCCAUUCGACCGUUGACAACUGAUACAGCGAAUACCUUCAUUCAUGAUUAUGAAGUGCAUGUUCAAGAGAGGGCCGCUCUUAAAAUUGCUCCAAAGCCACUCGGAGCAACACAAGUUGCUUCAUUAACCCAACUCUUGGAGUCUCCACCUAACAAUCACGCUGAAUUCUUGUUAGAUCUGUUUGAAAACAGAGUUCCGCCCGGUGUAGACGAGGCAGCAUACGUUAAGGCAACUUGGUUAGCAUCUUUGCUUGAGGGAAAAGUUUCCAGCCCACUGAUAGAUCGUAAAAAGGCUGUUCAAAUACUUGGAACAAUGCAGGGAGGAUAUAACAUUGCGCCUUUAAUAUCGUCGUUAGAUGAUGACUCACUUGCACCGAUGGCCGUUAUAGCAUUAUCUCAUACCUUGUUGAUGUUUGACUCAUUCCAUGAUGUUGAAGAGAAAGCAAGAAAUGGAAAUCCAUACGCUGCGCAAGUUUUGAAGUCUUGGGCGGACGCGGAGUGGUUCAUGAGCAGAGAUAAGGUUCCAGAGAAAAUUACAGUUACAGUUUUCAAAGUAUCUGGUGAAACUAAUACUGACGAUCUUUCUCCAGCUCCUGAUGCUUGGAGUCGACCGGAUAUUCCUCUUCAUGCACUUGCUAUGUUGAAAAAUCCGAGGGAUGGGAUUGAUAAUGCUCCACAGCAAAUUCUUGAGUUGAAGGAAAAGGGCUUUCCACUGGCAUAUGUUGGUGAUGUCGUGGGCACUGGUUCUUCUCGUAAAUCAGCGACGAAUUCAAUACUUUGGUAUAUGGGUAAGGAUAUACCAUUUGUUCCCAACAAAAGAACAGGAGGUGUUUGUUUAGGUUCAAAAAUAGCACCCAUAUUCUUCAACACAAUGGAAGAUAGUGGUGCGUUACCGCUUGAGAUGGAUGUAUCAGGAAUUCAAAUGGGUAAUAUAAUUGAUAUAUAUCCGUAUACAGGGAUCGUAAAAUCUCAUGAAACCGGAGAAGAAUUGAGUAACUUUGUCAUCAAGACUGAAGUUUUAUUCGAUGAGGUUCAAGCUGGAGGAAGAAUUCCACUGAUAAUCGGGCGAGGACUCACAGAUCGAGCCCGUACAUCAUUAGGUUUGGCACCUUCAGCAGUGUUUCGUCGACCUAGUGUAGCCACACACGUUGCUCAAGGGUUUACUCUUGCCCAAAAAAUGGUUGGGAAGGCGUGUGGUUUAGACACAGGAGUUUCACCUGGUACGUAUUGCGAGCCAAAAAUGACCACAGUUGGAAGUCAAGACACAACAGGUCCGAUGACAAGAGACGAACUCAAAGAUCUAGCUUGUCUUGGGUUUAGUGCAGAUUUAGUGAUGCAGUCCUUUUGUCAUACUGCAGCAUAUCCCAAACCUGUUGAUAUUUUAACUCACCACUCUCUUCCGGACUUUAUCCGCAAUCGUGGUGGUGUAUCACUCCGCCCUGGGGACGGCGUGAUUCAUAGCUGGUUGAAUCGAAUGCUUCUUCCAGAUACCGUUGGUACUGGUGGAGAUUCGCAUACUCGAUUUCCUAUUGGAAUAUCGUUCCCAGCCGGAUCAGGUUUAGUCGCAUUUGGUGCAGCUACUGGAGUGAUUCCAUUAGAUAUGCCUGAAAGUGUGAGAGUUCGAUUUAAGGGAACCAUGCAACCUGGUAUAACGCUUCGUGAUUUGGUUCACGCUAUUCCCCUUCAUGCAAUACGCCAGGGUUUACUUACAGUUGCGAAAGAGGGAAAAAAGAAUAUAUUUAGUGGAAGAAUCCUAGAAAUUGAAGGAUUGGAAAAUUUAAAAUGCGAGCAAGCUUUCGAACUUUCAGAUGCAAGCGCGGAGCGCUCUGCUGCUGGUUGCACGAUUAAGCUGAAUAAAGAACCAAUAAUCGAAUACCUAAAUUCGAAUAUCGUGAUGCUGAAGUGGAUGAUUGGCAAUUCCUACGGUGACCGGCGAACAAUUGAACGUCGAAUCAAAGCAAUGGAAAGCUGGCUCAUGAAUCCCACUCUUCUUGAAGCAGAUACCAGUGCGGAGUAUGCCGCAACGAUUGAUAUCGAUAUGAAUGAAAUAAAAGAACCUAUACUUUGUGCACCCAAUGAUCCAGAUGAUGCUCGCAUUUUAAGUGAUGUCAUGGGUGAUAAAAUUGACGAAGUCUUUAUUGGAUCAUGUAUGACAAAUAUCGGCCAUUUCCGCGCUGCAGGUAAUUUACUUGAAAAAAAUCAACAGGAAGGGCUCCCAACUAGAUUGUGGAUUGCUCCUCCGACAAAAAUGGAUGAAGAGCAGCUAACAAACGAAGGCUACUAUAGUAUUUUUGGCGCUGUUGGAGCUCGGACGGAAAUGCCUGGCUGUUCUCUCUGCAUGGGCAACCAAGCCCGAGUGGCUGAGAAGAGCACAGUUGUCUCUACAUCAACUAGAAAUUUCCCGAAAAGAUUAUGA
Molecule: messenger RNA, 2766 nt
Organism: Bathycoccus prasinos
Lineage: Eukaryota; Viridiplantae; Chlorophyta; Mamiellophyceae; Mamiellales; Bathycoccaceae
Product: aconitate hydratase 2
Exons: 1
Coding region: 1-2766 (921 amino acids)
Biological process (GO): tricarboxylic acid cycle
Cellular component (GO): cytosol
Molecular function (GO): aconitate hydratase activity; 4 iron, 4 sulfur cluster binding; 2-methylisocitrate dehydratase activity
Source: RefSeq, a predicted model, not a curated record